UGCAGUUUUUUCUCAUGUUUUUCGUAGUACAGAAGUCGACGAUGGUUGUAACGAAACGGGUCUCGUUUCGAUGCGACCGCGGGAAGAUGAUGCAAAAUGCUCCUAAGAAGUGCAAUGCAUGCCUAUGCUCGACAUUCGCGUCACCUCGGUCCAACACCCUUUGCAACCCAAAUGGAGCAACCAGUUCAUCGUCACCGUCGGUAACCCCACACUCACGCUCAGCAUAUACACCUGCCUAGGCAAAGAGUGUGCGUGCUGCAGGCGAACUGAUGCUGCUAGUGUCUCUCUGAAUCUCCCGUCCCCACAGCAGCUCCGUCUGCCCCGCGAUGCGAGCUGCAUGUCCUUUUCAGUGUUCGACUGUCCCCCGCGCAGCAUCUCCAAUAUCCCAUCCACAGGCGCACGCUGCCUCGGCUUCGGCUUUUGGGAGCUUCUCCAAUUCUGUGUAGGGUUUUCCGGCGAUAAUGUUUUCAUGAUCGCAUCUAAAGACUGUGCACGUUUUGGUCUCAAACCCUUCUCAGAGUUUUAUUUCAUUUCAUCAUGUAGACAUGUUCCUUUGAACACACUUUGGUUCUAUACAUUAAGAUAUAUCAUACGUCUCUUAUCCUAUCUCUAUUGUACAUCGUGUUGUACAAUAUCAUCGUCUUCAUCAGCAUUUCCCCCCGCCCCGUCCUUUUUGUCACAGUGAAACCGCAACGAUGGUCGGCUCACCGCCCCUGACAGGCCUCAAAGUCCUUGAGUUCGCCGGUCUCGCCCCGGGUCCCUUUGCCGGAAUGCUCCUCGCCGACGCCGGCGCCUCCGUCCUCCGCAUCGACCGUGCCGUCACAGGCAGCCACACGCCGCUGCCGACCGAGGAUAUGCUGGCCCGCCACAAGGCAUCCGUCGCCGUCGACCUCAAGUCCCCCGCCGGCCUCGCCCUCGUGAAGCGCCUCGCCGCCGAGGCCGACGCGCUCAUCGACCCGUUCCGCCCCGGCGUGCUCGAGAAGCUGGGCCUCGGCCCGGACGUCCUGACGCGGGCGAACCGGGGCCUGGUGUACGCCCGCAUGACCGGGUUCCGCAGGGACGGCCGGUACCGGGACAUGGCCGGCCACGACAUCAACUACCUGGCCGUCUCGGGGGCGCUGAGCCUGCUCGGCCGCGAGGGCGAGAAGCCGUACCCGCCCUGGAACAUCCUCGCCGACUUUGCCGGCGGCGGCGCCGUGCUGUUCCAGGGCAUUCUGAUGGCCCUGCUGGCGAGGGCGGGGAACGGCGGCGCGGGCCAGGUCGUCGAGGCGAACAUGGUCGACGGCUCGUCGUACCUCGCGACUUUCCCGCGGUUCGCGCUCAAGAAUCCGUUGGGCGACAACGGCAGGGGAAGGAACAUGCUGGACGGCGGUUGCCCCUACUACGACACCUACGAGACAAGGGACGGCAAGUACGUCGCCGUCGGCGCGUUGGAGCCGCAGUUCUUCGCGGCGCUGGUGGAGGGGCUCGGGCUGGCCGGCAAGGGGUGGGAGGAGACCAGGUUCGACCGGGGCCGGUGGGGCGAGCUGAGGAGGUUAUUCACGGAGAUCUUCAAGAGCCGGACGAGGAGCGAGUGGGAGGAGGUAUUUGACGGCACCGACGCGUGCUGCACGCCCGUGCUGGAGUACCACGAGCUCGAGACGGACGGCGGGAGGGAAGGGGACCAGCGGCCGGCCGUCGCGCUGGUCGAGACGCCGUGCUUGGCCGUGGACGGGAGCAAGGCGGGAGACCCCAGGCGGGGCCAGGGGCCCGGGGUUGAGGGGGCAGGGUACGUGGGCGUUCCGCUCACGCCCGGCGAGGGCGGCGAGGAGGCGCUCGAGGCGUGGCUCGGGUGGAAGAAGGGGAGCGAGUUUGAAAUCAGAGACGGGGCGUGGGUCCUCAAGGAGAAGGCGAAGCUGUGAUGAUCUGAGGCACGCGGCGACGGUUUGGUAUAUUAUUUUGGCGCAUGGCGCGGUCGUCUUCCGCAACUGACUUCUCUAUCAUGCUGCCUCCUUUUCUAUUUCCUCCCCCUUCUUUUUGGCGCCACCAAGCGUGAUCACCCAACACGCUGUAAGCGAGUUGCUACGUAUGCACAAGCAUGCCCUUCAAACGUAUGAGCCACUGGACCUACGCCAACGGGAUCGAAACUCACUCUUCGUGGGUGAAAUUUUAAUGGUCUCUUGUUAACUCGGGCUUGGCGGCGGGUUCGGUGGUGGUCGAGGGGAGGGAGGAUCUUUCCUCGACAUGUUCUUCAACAGCACCCGAGCCGCUACUCUGUGUAGAUUCAAAGAUGCUAGUAUCAACGUU
Colletotrichum destructivum is the source of this 2286-nucleotide messenger RNA. RefSeq names its product Putative CoA-transferase family III. The coding region runs from base 696 to 1901 and encodes 401 amino acids. Gene Ontology annotation, molecular function: catalytic activity. The transcript has a single exon. Lineage: Eukaryota; Fungi; Ascomycota; Sordariomycetes; Glomerellales; Glomerellaceae. The record is from RefSeq and is a predicted model, not a curated record.